AUGUCGCUCGCGGCCACGCUCAGGCUGCACUUCUGCACGAACGCCGCGCCGCACGUCGAGCACUUGAAGCGCUUGACGCCACCAUCCGCUCACGGCCUCAAACUCGCCCCAAGAGCUUCGCAACUAAGCGCUGAUGUCGCUCGCGGCCACGCUCACGCCGUGGUUGGACAGCAGGUGGCUCCUCAGGCUGCACUUCUGCACGAAACGCCGCGCCGCACGUCGGGCACU
Iphiclides podalirius (scarce swallowtail) is the source of this 228-nucleotide messenger RNA. The record is from the annotation of a GenBank genome assembly. NCBI's taxonomy places the organism in Eukaryota, Metazoa, Arthropoda, Insecta, Lepidoptera, Papilionidae.